AUGGAAUCCAACUCGUACGUUGGCACAUCCACAAUACGAACUUUGCAUGCUCCCCAAGAAGAAUUAGAGAAUCUCCCAGGACAAUCCCAGCACUCGUCACCACGGUCAAGCGCCUUGGCCACUUCCCCAAACAGCCCUUCUGAUUCAGUAUCCUCAUUACCUUCUGUCGGCUCUUCGUUCUUCUUUUCUUCCGCAGCUGCCAGUCCACCACGUUCACAGCCUCAGUCUAAUUGCUAUGCACGAGAUUCUAGUACACAGGGGCUCAUCAUACCGUCUCUGACCCUACCAGCUCCAUUGCGUUGUCCCACUCCUUUUGGAAAGACACUUGGAGACUUGAGGCUACUAGUCGUAGAGAGUGGUGCUGAUGACCGCGAGCUGGUAUUCAAUAUGCUCUUGGACGACAACGAGGAUGUCGUGGACAUCAGUGGAUGGGAGGAUUUCGAACACGGUUCGAUUCUAAGAGCAUCCACAGACUGGAUCGAGCAUCGAGAUGCUCACGGACUCGAGAAGUUCGAGCCUGCAAAGAAUGUCGAGAUAAUAUCUAUCGCACGACACGAGUUCGAUAACGAUUUAACGAAAUCAUCCAUAUUAACUAUUAUCCAAUCGCCAUUUCACUCAGUAUCUGAAUUAAUCGAUCCACGAUGCCAGCCAUCUGCUGCUCUGGCUAACUUAGUCGCAUCGCCGUGGUCACCAUUGCACACCGCACUCAUUAUCCUAUCCAACUCAGGCCCGUCUACUUCAGAGGACGGCCCCAUUGACUUACUUACUCCACACAUACCUGUCAUACUCAUGCGUCGUGGUCCAGAUCAUACGCAUUUUCCCUCGCGUCCUCACAUGUCUUCAUUCAGGCCACGUUCAGCAGCUGCUCUUCGGAAUGGCCUUUUUCGCUCACCAGAAACGCUUUCUUCACUGCGAUUUGAAGCAGCAGAGCGCUUCCUUCGCUGGCGUGAAGUCGAGUGCGCCGUAGAAGGAAUAAACGCCUCCCAUCGGGAAACCAUUUCUUUGUCCUCCAACGCACCUUUAUGGAACAAGGCGAAAUGGGAAGCAGAAUGGGAAUCUCGAUUGUCCCAGGAUGUUGCUGUCUCUUGCGAGCGCGAAGACCCCGUGAGGGUUCCAGAGCAACAGUGCUUUGAUCCACUGCACUUAUCAUCGUUAAUUUCGUUCUCUUUGUGCCUCCUUGGUCCUGCGACGAGACUGUUCAGCAGGAGCAUUUCUACGUUUGUCGACAAGUUGGCAGAUAGCCAGGUCAGGAUGGCAAUGGUGGGCAGUUUGUGUUUGGGAAUUGGGAUCGGGAUGAUGAUACGAUGA
This is a messenger RNA of Suillus bovinus, 1308 nucleotides long. RefSeq lists its product as uncharacterized. The coding region runs from base 1 to 1308 and encodes 435 amino acids. The record is from RefSeq and is a predicted model, not a curated record. NCBI's taxonomy places the organism in Eukaryota, Fungi, Basidiomycota, Agaricomycetes, Boletales, Suillaceae. The transcript has 3 exons.